This is a messenger RNA of Ziziphus jujuba (common jujube), 1093 nucleotides long. RefSeq lists its product as uncharacterized. Lineage: Eukaryota; Viridiplantae; Streptophyta; Magnoliopsida; Rosales; Rhamnaceae. The record is from RefSeq and is a predicted model, not a curated record. The transcript has 3 exons. Bases 77 to 784 code for a protein of 235 amino acids.
UUACAGUAGUGUGGUAGAAUUUCUUCCACCAUAGGAAUCGUUUUCGCUCCAAAAAGCAGAGGAAGAAGAAAAAGCAAUGGAGUGCGGACACAACCAUAGUAUCAGCAAAGACGACGUCAUAGCGAAGCUCAAAGACGAUGGCGACUUCGACAGGCUCCGCCUCAAGAUCAUUCGCAAGCUCAAGGAUGACGAAAAAUUGCGGGAAAAUAUUAGUUCUAUUGUGAAGCAAUCUACAGCAUUGAAUCGUUUGGGGUCUGAGAAUAUGAAACCCAGACAGCUUUCAGAUGCCAUAUAUCAAGAGGUUGGGGACAAAGUAAUGAGCCAAAUUUCUGAUGGUUUGUGGGGAAUAAUCAGAUCAAGUGAUGGCAUGAAAGGUGAAAUAACAGAAACUGUUCAGUCUGUCUACAACAGAUUACUUGACCCAAAAGGAAAAGACAAGGAUGAAUCUCCAACUCAUAUGAUGGAAAUUCAAAAUGGAGCUGGAAAUAGUGGUUCCAACCUUGCCUCAGCUGGUGAAAUUGAUGGUGAGUUGUCCGAUAAUGAGCCAAAAGAACCACCGGGAUUUUCUUUCUCACAUAACAUUAAGGGGGAUUUGCAACUACCUUUACCUAUUGAAAAAGGGUCUGCUGAAGAGCAGCACAAAGUGCCCAGCAAGUUACAGGAUAAGCCAGAGUCUGAAGAUGUUCGUCACAGUCCACUGCCAGGUUUUUAUGCAGAAAAGGGGCACAAGCAGCCUUGUGACGAUAGUGAAGAGGAUCCUGAUGUGCCUCCUGGUUUUGGCUGAUUUGUCUUUAUGCAUUUAAUAUUGUCACUCUCUUGUGGUACCACCAAAUUUGGGAAUAAAACAAUCUGAGAACUGAGGAAAGUUUUCGUUGCAGCAACCUGUGACAUUUGCCACAUUCAACAUGGUAGAGGGUCAGAUGCUCCAGAUUAUCGGCACUCUAUUAUUGCAUCAGAGUGCCCGCAUCCAAAGUAUUGUACGUUUAGGACUUUUCCUUUCAAUUAUUUUUAUCCAUGUAAAAAUGAAACCUCAGUUAAUUAAUUGAUAGACAUAUUUUGGUUUUAUUAAUUAAAAUUUCCAUUUAUAGUUUGA